AUGUGUGACAUUUUCGUCAGGCGUCGACUAUCGAAUAGGAAAUCGAAGCCGACUAUGGCUGAUUUAGUUGAUCAACAUCGACUUGGCUUUGUUGCCGCUACGAACUCUUACGGCGUCGUCUCUCCUUCGCCCUCCAUCCGUCUCAAUAAUUACAGUCCUUCAGGCAGCAAUAUUAACAGUCUCACCUCUCACUUUGUCCAUAGUGAUCAGCUUGACUCAGCGGGUAUUCUGGGCUCGGAGAGUACUAGGAAGUCUGAAUUUAAUCUCAUGAAUGAAAAUCCAAGUAGUUUCCCUCCUACUGCAGAGGAGGACGAGGAUAACCUCCCAUUGUCAGAUCUCUGCAAGCGUGUCAACCAUCCUUCCACAGACAACUCUAGUGUUUCUCCACUUCUCUGUGCAUCCUCGAACUGUUCAUUUCCAGUUUCCCGAACGGAUGAACGGCUAGGUGGAAGAUACUGUUCUGUUGAAUGUCUUAUUCGGGCUUGUCACCAGGCCUUUUGCGACGCAUUCCCUAAAUUUACCUUAGAACAGGAUGAACGAUUGGACUAUCGAAUCCCCUUGAAGUCAACCUUACCAAAGACUUUCACAAAUCCUGAAGGUUUGGUCUCCUAG
Messenger RNA from Rodentolepis nana, 612 nucleotides. The record is from the annotation of a GenBank genome assembly. Lineage: Eukaryota; Metazoa; Platyhelminthes; Cestoda; Cyclophyllidea; Hymenolepididae.